CGGAUGAUUCCUUCUUCUCCAUUCCCAAACCCUUUCGCAAAGACAAUUGAAACUCGUCUGAAACCCUACAGAGCGGAGGAAGCUAUAUCCAAUGCGAACUGACCCAUGAAAACCUUGGAAUCUGAAUUUCCGCCAGGCUCUCGUGCUCCUCUGCUUCGGAUUUGUCACUACACCUAAUUUUUUUGUUCUAACUUGCAGCCGCUCCGUUUUGGCGCGUUUGCACAAAAUAUACAAUGUCGCUGCCUCCUCUAGUGUGCAUACACAUCACGGAGGACUCCGUUAAAGAAUUGAAGAACUCGAAUUCAAAUUUCCGAUUUUCUUCACCCGCUCCCGUGCUUCGAUUUCUUUAUGAGCUAUGCUUCACGAUGGUCAAAGGAGAUUUGCCGUAUCAGAAAUCAAAAGCAGCAUUGGAGGCUGUAGAAUUUUCAGAUUGUGGUCCGGAUGCAGACGUUGGAUCAUAUUUUGCUGAUAUUGUUUCUCAAAUGGCCCAAGAUCUUACCAUGCCUAGUGAAUAUCGUGCUCGCCUUAUUAAACUGGCGAAAUGGCUGGUGGAAUCUGCACUGGUGCCUUUAAGAUAUUUUCAGGAGCGCUGUGAGGAAGAGUUUCUGUACGAGGCUGAGAUGAUAAAGAUAAAAGCUGCUGAUCUGAAGUCUAAAGAGGUCCGAGUAAAUACACGUCUUCUUUAUCAACAAACCAAGUUUAACUUACUCCGGGAAGAAAGUGAGGGCUAUGCCAAACUGGUUACCCUGUUAUGUCAGGUUCCUGAAUCAUCAAGUGAAACUGUAUCAGUUGCAACAGUUGGCAUUAUUAAGUCAUUAAUUGGCCACUUUGAUCUGGAUCCAAAUCGAGUUUUUGAUAUUGUAUUGGAGUGCUUUGAACUUCAGCUUGAUAACAACGUUUUCUUGGAUUUGAUCCCAAUAUUUCCCAAGUCCCAUGCAUCGCAAAUCCUUGGAUUCAAGUUUCAAUAUUACCAGCACAUCGAAAUCAACACUCCUGUGCCAGCUGGGCUCUAUCAACUCACGGCUUUGUUGGUGAAACAAGAAUUCAUUGAUGUUGAUAGCAUAUAUUCGCAUUUGCUCCCCAAGGAUGAGGACGCAAUUGAACAUUAUAAUACCUUUUCAGCUAGAAGGCUUGAUGAGGCAAAUAAAAUUGGAAAGAUUAAUCUUGCUGCAACUGGUAAGGAUCUCAUGGAUGAUGAAAAACAAGGGGAUGUGACAGUAGAUCUUUUUACUGCUUUGGACAUGGAAACAAUGGCUGUCGUUGAAAGGUCCUCAGAGCUUACCAAUAAUCAACCUCUAGGGUUACUCAUGGGCUUUCUGGCUGUGGAUGACUGGUUACAUGCUCAUCAACUGCUUGAGCGCUUGUCACCACUUAAUCCAGUGGAGCACAUUCAAAUUUGUAAUGGUCUGUUUAGGCUCAUUGAAAAAUCAAUUUGUUCGGCCUACAAAUUGAUAUGUAGAAUGCCAAAUUCAUCUGCUGGCGAGUCAGAGACAGGAAGUUCAUCAAUCAAACAAUGCUUUAUUAAUCUGCCCAAAGAGCUGUUUGAAAUGCUUUCUUCUGUUGGACCCUAUCUUUAUCACGACACUUUACUACUGCAGAAGACUGCCAGAGUAUUGAAAGCUUAUUACCUUUGUGCCCUGGAGCUUGCUGGUAACGGCGAUCAGCCAUUCAAUGCAGAAUCUGGUAUAGAGGAAAUUCAGAAUCCUCGCUUUCACAUGAAGGAUGCUAGAUUAAGAAUUGAGGAAGCGCUUGGAACAUGUCUUCUUCCUUCUUUGCAGUUGAUACCUGCAAAUCCUGCUGUAGGGCAGGAGAUAUGGGAACUCAUGAGUCUUCUUCCCUAUGAGGUUCGUUAUCGGUUAUACGGUGAAUGGGAGAAAGAUGAUGAGCGCUUUCCGAUGCUUUUGGCAGCUAGACAAACUGCAAGGUUGGAUACUCGACGUAUAUUAAAACGUCUUGCCAAGGAAAAUCUAAAGCAGCUUGGAAGAAUGGUUGCUAAAUUAGCGCAUGCAAAUCCAAUGACAGUUCUUCGAACUAUUGUUCAUCAGAUAGAGGCUUACAGGGAUAUGAUAGCUCCUGUUGUUGAUGCAUUCAAGUAUUUAACACAGCUUGAGUAUGACAUCUUGGAGUAUGUUGUGAUUGAACGGUUGGCUCAAAGUGGACGAGAAAAGCUUAAAGAUGAUGGUCUCAAUUUGUCAGACUGGCUCCAGUCUCUGGCGUCAUUUUGGGGACACCUGUGUAAAAAGUAUCCAUCAAUGGAACUAAGGGGCCUCUUCCAGUAUUUAGUAAACCAAUUGAAGAAAGGCAAUGGGAUCGAGCUAGUUCUACUGCAGGAAUUAAUCCAGCAAAUGGCUAACGUACAAUAUACUGAAAACAUGACUGAGGAUCAACUAGAUGCCAUGGCAGGAAGUGAUACCCUGCGUUAUCAGGCUACUUCAUUUGGCAUUACAAGGAAUAACAAGGCAGUGAUUAAGUCCACUAAUCGGCUUAGAGAUUCUUUGCUCCCUAAAGAGGAACCUAAAUUGGCUAUUCCUCUUCUGCUUCUGAUUGCACAACAUCGUUCUGUGGUUGUCAUUAAAGCAGAUGUUUCUCAUAUCAAAGUGGUCAGUGAACAGUUUGAUAGAUGUCAUGGAACACUUCUUCAAUAUGUGGAAUUUCUUUGUAGUGCUGUGACUCCUACAUCUGCUUAUGCAUUACUGAUACCCACUCUUGAUGAACUUGUACAUCAAUAUCAUCUUGAUCCAGAGGUUGCCUUUCUAAUUUAUCGGCCUGUGAUGAGACUCUACAAGUGUCAAAAUAAUUCCAGUUCCUUCUGGCCUCUAAAUUGUAACGAAGCAAUGAACUCAACAGCUGCUGCCGAAAAGGAGCUUGAACCUAUAGAUUCAGCUGACAAAUUGGUGUUGGAUCUUGGAUCUUCUCGAAAGCCUGUUUUGUGGUCCAAUCUUCUUGAGACUGUCAAGACUAUGUUACCUCCAAAAGCCUGGAAUAGCUUGUCUCCUGAUUUGUAUGCAACCUUCUGGGGUCUUACUUUAUAUGAUCUGUAUGUACCAAGAAGUCGCUAUGAAUCUGAGAUUGGAAAGCUACAUGCUUCUCUUAAAGCUCUUGAAGAGCUUGCUGAUAAUUCUAGUUCUGCAAUUACUAAACGUAAAAAAGAGAAAGAAAGGAUUCAAGAGUCUCUGGAUCGAUUAGCAAUGGAGCUCCAGAAGCAUGAAGAACAUGUUAAGUCUGUGCAUAGUCGACUUGCUCAUGAAAAAGAUACAUGGUUGAGUUCUUGCCCGGAUACUUUGAAAAUCAACAUGGAAUUCUUGCAGCGUUGUAUAUUCCCUCGCUGUACGUUCAGUAUGCCAGAUGCUGUUUAUUGUGCCAUUUUUGUAAAUACACUCCAUUCCUUGGGAACACCAUUUUUCAACACCGUGAACCACAUUGAUGUUCUGAUAUGUAAAACCCUGCAACCCAUGAUAUGCUGCUGCACUGAGUAUGAAGUGGGCCGCUUGGGGAGGUUCCUGUUUGAGACACUGAAGACUGCUUAUCAUUGGAAGAGUCAUGAAUCAAUAUAUGAGAGGGAAUGCGGAAACAUGCCUGGAUUUGCUGUCUAUUACAGAUAUCCAAACAGCCAGCGUGUCAAUUAUGGACAAUUUAUCAAGGUGCACUGGAAAUGGAGCCAAAGAAUCACGAGGCUGCUGAUACAGUGCUUGGAAUCAACUGAGUACAUGGAGAUUCGGAAUGCACUUAUUAUGCUAACAAAAAUCUCGAGUGUUUUUCCUGUCACUCGGAAGAGCGGAAUUAAUCUUGAAAAACGGGUAGCUAAAAUCAAAAGCGAUGAAAGGGAGGAUCUCAAAGUUUUGGCAACUGGUGUUGCUGCGGCUUUGGCUGCACGAAAGCCAUCAUGGGUAACAGAUGAGGAAUUUGGCAUGGGUUUUCUUGAUAUAAGGCCGGCCCCUGUGCCUGCUUCCAAGUCUUUAUCGACAAAUAAUACUGCUUUGCAGAAUGGGGCUGAUCACAGUGCUUCUCAAUCCGAGCAACAUGGGAGUAGAUCUGCUUCUGUGGGGAGCUUGCAUUCAGAUUCUGGGAAUUUGGGUAAAGAUCCUAGGAGAUCUGAUGAUAAUGGAAAGCAGGUUGAUGAAUUGGCUAACAAACAACAGGAAGACAACCCUAAAGUUACUGCCAAGACAUCUGUGGAACCCGAGGUGAAGCCCACAGUGAAACGGCCUGCAGCUGUUGGUUCAGUUGCUAAGCAGACAAAACAGGAUAUUGCAAAAGAGGAGGGUAAACCUGGGAAAGCAGUUGGUAGAACUUCAGGCUCUUCAUCUGGAAAUGCUACUAUCCCUACUACUUCUACUAAAUUGGCAAAUACUUCAGAAACUAAGACAGAGACCAUGAAUGCAAAAUCUUCCGAUUCACGUGUUCAUGGCGGGAAAGAUGAUGGCAGUGAGUAUUCAGAUAUGCAUAAACAAUCAACAUCAAGGUCAAUUCAUUCUCCAAGGCAGGACAAUGUUCCGACAGCUUCUAAAGCUGGUGAGAAGCCUCAAAAGAGAGCCAGUCCAACUGAUGACCAUGACCGGUUAAAUAAGCGAAGGAAAGGAGAUACUGAUUCAAGAGAGAUAGAUUCCAGUGAGGUUCGUUUGUCUGAGAAAGAAAGGUCAGGCGAUGCCCGAUCACUGGAGAAACCACAUUCUGCUACAUCAGAAAAGGUAAGCCCUGAUGACCAGAGCAGUAGCAGGCUUAAAGAUAAGCCAGUGGACAGAUCAAAAGAAAAGGGUGGCGAAAGGUACGAUAGAGAUUAUAGGGAAAGAUCAGAGCGUACUGAGAAGUCACGAGGUGAUGAUUUUUUAUCUGAGAAGAUGAGAGAUAGGUCCCUUGAGAGACAUGGAAGAGAACGAUCUGUUGAGAGAAUCCAAGAUAGAGGUGCAGAGAGCAAUUUCGAUAGGAUAGCUAAGGAUGACAGAAACAAAGCCCGGUAUAGUGAAGCAUCCGUAGAUGACAGAUUUCAUGGGCAAGGUUUGCCUCCCCCUCCGCCUCUGCCGCCUCAUCUUGUUCCCCAGUCACUGAACGCAAGCAGGAGGGACGAGGAUGUUGACAGGCGAUUCGGAAAUGCCAGACAUGGGCAAAAGCUUUCUCCAAGACACGAAGAUAGAGAAAGGCGGAGAUCUGAAGAGAAUGCUUCUGUUAUACAAGAUGAUGCAAAGCGAAGAAGAGGAGAGGAUUUACAAGACAGAAAGCGUGAAGAACGUGAUGUAGCAGCGUCAGUCAAGAUGGAUGAGAGAGACAGGGAUAAAGGAAAUGCAACCAAGGAGGAUCUCGAUUUAAAUGCUUCGAAGAGGAGGAAGCUCAAACGGGAGCAUAUUGUAUCUGAGCCUGGAGAGUAUUUACCAGCAGCACCUCCACCUCCCAUUCCGAUGAAUAUGUCACAGCACGAUGUAAGAGACAGAGGCGAUCGAAAGGGUGGUGUAGUCCAACGUCCUGGUUAUAUAGAAGAACCCGGUCCCAGAAUCCACAACAAAGAGACACUCAGCAAGGCAACUCGUCGUGAUAUAGAUCCAAUGUAUGACAGAGAAUGGGACGAUGAGAAGAGACAAAGAGCUGAACCAAAGCGGAGGCACCGUAAAUAGAUGAACACAACUUCCAGCCGAGCUCCAGGUGUAAAAACUAACUGGCUGGCGCGCAAAAUUCCUGGUAUUGUCGACUCCAUUACUUCCUCAACACAUAUUAGUUUGUUUCCAUCUCUGAGCUGUUCCAAAAUUUUUUGUGGCGUGUUGAUUGUUGGGGAAGAAGGCUAUGCUAUUCCUGGUGCAAUUACCUUAAUUAGAUUUCGUGUUGUGAAAUUGUGUACUGGAAAAAUAAAUUUUUUGAGUGUUGCAUACACUGUAGAUUGCCACAAAUUCAAUAUUUAAUCAAAAUCAACACAUUCUUGGA
This is a messenger RNA of Andrographis paniculata, 5910 nucleotides long. RefSeq names its product THO complex subunit 2. The record is from RefSeq and is a predicted model, not a curated record. Gene Ontology annotation, biological process: mRNA export from nucleus; mRNA processing. The coding region runs from base 234 to 5606 and encodes 1790 amino acids. NCBI's taxonomy places the organism in Eukaryota, Viridiplantae, Streptophyta, Magnoliopsida, Lamiales, Acanthaceae. The transcript is spliced from 34 exons. Gene Ontology annotation, cellular component: THO complex part of transcription export complex. Gene Ontology annotation, molecular function: mRNA binding.